Messenger RNA from Trichomycterus rosablanca, 1393 nucleotides. It is a transcript of the gene sec22c, whose product is annotated as SEC22 homolog C, vesicle trafficking protein. Gene Ontology annotation, biological process: endoplasmic reticulum to Golgi vesicle-mediated transport. The transcript is spliced from 7 exons. The record is from RefSeq and is a predicted model, not a curated record. Gene Ontology annotation, cellular component: membrane. Lineage: Eukaryota; Metazoa; Chordata; Actinopteri; Siluriformes; Trichomycteridae. Bases 155 to 1066 code for a protein of 303 amino acids.
AAUCAUACAGUUAUAAUAAUAAAAUAAAACUAAUGAUCAGAUUUAUUAAUAAUUAGGUCUUUACUGAAGUACAGUUUAUAUAAAAGGAUUAUCCAAAACGAGAUUAUCAGCAAACAAUGAGGAUGUGUGUUCGUGUAGGAGUGUGUGUUGGAGCAUGUCACUGAUUGUGUUCGUGUUGGCGGUGCGGAUCAGGGAUGGACUCCCUUUGUCCGCCUCCACAGAUUUUCACCACAGCAGAGAGCUGCAGGAGAGGAAACAGCAAAUCCGAGCCCUAUCGAAGUCGCUGGGCUCGCUGCCCGAGAGAGGGAUCAUCACGGGCCACGAGCUCCAUAUCUACUUCCUCGCGUCUGAGGGCGUGGCUUACCUGAGCGUGUGCGUGUCCAGCCUGCCUGCCGCCGUGGCUUUCUGCUUCCUGGAGGAUCUUCGCUGGGAGUUCACGGCCGGCUUCGAUAGCUUCGCGGUCGCUCAGGCGGCCCGGCCGUACCCGUUCCUGGGAUUCGAUGGUGUGAUCCAGAAGCUGCAGCAGCAUUAUAACCAGAGUGGAGGUCCCUCGCUCGGAGUCACUCUGUCCGAGGUGCAGGAGGAGCUGAAGCUCAGUCCCCCUCCUGUCCUCACUAUGGAUGAUAUCCAGCUCAGUAACGGAGCCGCAAACGGCCACGUCGAUCAGACAGCCGCGCCAGGUCAGAAUCAGAGAAUGGAGCCGGUCUCAGCGCCUGGAAUCCUCUCACUUGUACUCAACAUCAUGUGUGCUGCUCUUAAUCUGAUCCGGGGAGUCCACCUCAUCGAAUACACCUUCCAGGAUGAUUAUGAUAGCCUGUGGAACGUUGUGGCGUUUCUGCUGGCGUUUGUGUGCUGUGUGUUACAGUGUCACCUAUAUUUAUUCCACUCGUCCCUGAAGAAGCUGAAGUGCUUCACACUCCUCACCAUCAUCGUGCUUUGCAACGGCUUCCUGUUCGGCCUGAGGAACGUCUGGCAGCUGACCUUCCACAUGAGCGUGGCUGUCGUCUCCACUGUCCUCUGUCUUAACCGCAGGCUGCUGGACAGGAGCUCGGACUGCAGCGUGUGAGGACAAACACAUGCAGGAUCCCCUGGUGCUGCUGCUAAUACACACAGGUGUAAGGAGCAGUGGACGGCGACAGCACAACAGUUAUUCACGCUAUUAACACAUUGAUUUUCAACAAAAGACUUCCUGCCAGGACUGACUGGCCCAAACAGUAUAAAUACACCUGACAUUUUACUCUCGAGUGUUAAACAACAUCCGUCCACAGUUUGACUCUGAUAUGUGUGGGUAAAGGAUAAAAGCUCUUUGUUUAAAUGCAUUAUUUUGUAAAUCAAUAAGCUUUUUCAGAAAGGAUUUUGAAUGUAAUAAAGGUUAAAGGGACAAAUUAAGGGA